Hippopotamus amphibius kiboko is the source of this 9340-nucleotide messenger RNA. It is a transcript of the gene RALGAPA1, whose product is annotated as Ral GTPase activating protein catalytic subunit alpha 1. The record is from RefSeq and is a predicted model, not a curated record. Gene Ontology annotation, cellular component: nucleus; cytoplasm. Gene Ontology annotation, molecular function: GTPase activator activity. Gene Ontology annotation, biological process: regulation of small GTPase mediated signal transduction; positive regulation of GTPase activity. Lineage: Eukaryota; Metazoa; Chordata; Mammalia; Artiodactyla; Hippopotamidae. The transcript has 40 exons. The coding region runs from base 512 to 8131 and encodes 2539 amino acids.
CACGGGGACCAUUCGCCACCGACGGCAAAGUCGUGAAACGCCUUCACCGCACUCCGUCUCCGUGUCGGCCUCUGCAGGGUCUAAACUGCUAAAGAAGCUUUAACCUUAAGGGGGCCUCAGGGAGAGAGGAGUGGUGCUGUUGCUGCCGAGAGCCCCAUCGCCGCGGCUCCGGGUCCUGGGUGCCGGGCCCCGGCCUGUGGCGGCGAGCGGCGGCCGCAGGAAGCGGCGGCGGCGGCGGGCGACCCGCCCGGGUCUCCGUCGCUCCGUGCAGGGCUGGGAGAGGGGAGCCGCCAUAUUGGAGCCGGACCCGAAGGUGCCUUGCAGCCGCCGCGCGAAGCGGGUGGAGGUGGCGGCCCUGGCCUGCACUUGGGAGGAGUCGGCCGCGCCGGGGCCCUCAAGGCUGGGGAGUGAAUGAGCUGCUCACGCUAGUCUCUUCCCCGCCCACUCCCUCCACUUUCCGCCGCCGGGACCGGGCCGGGAGGGGGCCGGUGGCGGCCGUGGCGGCGGCAGGAUGUUCUCCAAGAAACCGCACGGGGACGUGAAGAAGUCUACCCAGAAGGUGCUGGACACCAAGAAGGACGCGCUGACCCGCCUCAAGCACCUGCGCAUCGUCAUCGAGAAUGCAGAGUCCAUUGAUCUUAAACAGUUUUUUGACCAACAUUUUUCACAUAUAUAUUAUGUGUUUUUUGAGAAUUUUGUUACUAUUGAAGCUAGUCUUAAACAGAAAGGUCACAAGUCUCAAAGGGAGGAAUUGGAUGCUAUACUUUUUAUUUUUGAGAAAAUUUUACAACUUCUUCCAGAAAGAAUUCAUCAGCGAUGGCAGUUUCAUAGUAUUGGAUUGAUUUUAAAGAAACUACUACACACAGGAAACUCCUUGAAGAUUAGGCGGGAAGGUGUUCGUCUUUUCUUAUUAUGGUUGCAAGCUCUUCAGAAUAACUGUAGCAAAGAACAGCUUUGGAUGUUUUCAUGCUUAAUUCCUGGAUUUUCAGCACCACAAUCUGAAUAUGGACCUCGAACUUUAGAUAAUCUCAUUAAUCCUCCACUCAACCUUCAAGAAACUCAAGUCACUAUAGAGGAAAUCACUCCGCUUGUCCCACCACAAUCAGGCGAUAAAGGACAAGAAGAUCUUACAAGCUAUUUUCUUGAAGCACUUUUAAAAUAUAUAGUAAUUCAGGUAAAAAGUUUAGAAUGGAAGAAUAAAGAAAACCAAGAAAAAGGAUUUUCAUUUUUGUUUUCACAUUUUAAGAAAUAUUACUUGCCUUAUAUUUUUCCAAACAUCUGUAAGGAGAAUAGUUUAUAUCAUCCUGUACUUGAUAUCCCACAGAUGAGACCAAAGCCACAUUAUGUCAUGAUAAAGAAGGAUGCUGAAAUCAAUGAAGCAAUCUAUUGUACAAAGGAGCCUUUCAUUAAGGCUCGUGUUACUGUUAUUCGUUGGCUGGUUUCAUUCUGGUUGGAGCCAAAGCCACACACAGGACCUCAUAUUCCUGGGAUGGAAGGUGAAGCCUUGCCAAAGAAUAUUCAGAGAGCAGCUGCUAGUUUGGUAUCCAGAGAAGAAAACAAAAAUGAUAGUGCUGAGAAAGCAGAUAGAACUGCAGAACCUGAACAGUCUCAUUCCAACACGAGCACUCUCACGGAGCGAGAACCUAGCUCUUCUAGUCUCUGUAGUAUUGAUGAAGAGCAUCUCACAGACAUUGAAAUAGUUCGCAGAGUUUUUUCUUCUAAAAGAAGUAAUGUAAACUUUGUCAUAGAGAUAUUUCGUCAGGCAUUUUUAUUACCAAUUUGUGAAGCAGCAGCUAUGAGAAAAGUGGUAAAAGUAUAUCAAGAAUGGAUCCAGCAAGAGGAAAAACCUUUGUUCAUGCAAGAGCCUGAAGAAAUUGUGAUCUCUUCUUCAGACUUACCAUGCAUUGACAGUGUCACAGACCAUGAUAUUUCAAUGGAAGAAGGAGAAAAGAGAGAAGAGGAAAAUGGGACCAGUAUUGCUGAUCAUGUUCGAAAUUCCACUUGGGCAAAAAAUGGCACCUACCAAGAUGUUCUUCAUAAUGCUUCUGAAGAAGCCAUAGAACAAAACAUACGAGCUGGUGCCCAGGCAGUUUUGCAGGUUUUUAUUAUAAACUCCUCAAACAUAUUUCUUCUUGAACCUGCAAAUGAGAUAAAAAGUCUUCUGGAUGAGCACACAGAUAUGUGUAAACGAAUUCUUAACAUUUAUCGGUUCAUGGUUGUGCAAGUAUCAAUGGACAAGAAGACUUGGGAACAGAUGCUGCUUGUGUUGCUCAGAGUCACGGAGUCUGUACUGAAGAUGCCAUCACAAGCUUUUCUACAGUUCCAGGGGAAAAAAAAUAUGACCUUGGCAGGUCGACUUGCAGGACCACUUUUCCAGACUCUUAUAGUUGCCUGGAUUAAAGCAAAUCUAAAUGUGUACAUCUCCCGAGAACUUUGGGAUGACUUACUCUCAGUAUUGUCAUCGUUGACCUAUUGGGAAGAGUUAGCCACUGAAUGGUCACUGACUAUGGAGACACUAACUAAAGUUUUAGCUAGAAAUUUAUAUAGUUUGGAUCUCAGUGAUUUACCAUUGGAUAAGCUGAGUGAACAGAAACAAAAAAAACACAAAGGGAAAGGAGUGGGACAUGAAUUUCAGAAAGUUUCAGUUGACAAGUCAUUUUCUAGAGGAUGGAGUCGUGAUCAGCCUGGCCAAGCCCCAAUGAGACAGAGAAGUGCAACAACCACUGGUUCCCCAGGAACGGAAAAGGCAAGGAGUAUAGUACGGCAAAAGACAGUUGAUAUUGAUGAUGCUCAAAUACUUCCUCGUCCAACUAGAGUCAGACAUUUUUCACAAAGUGAAGACACUGGAAAUGAAGUUUUUGGUGCUUUGAGUGAGGAGCAGCCAUUGCCUCGAAGUAGCAGCACUUCUGACAUCUUGGAACCAUUCACUGUUGAACGAGCCAAAGGUGCAGUUCCUGUCAUUGACAGUUCAUCCCGUCAUGCACCAAGCUUGCAGAGUUCCACAGAGGCUUCUUCAAUAACUAGAUCCACUGAAAGCCACAUCACUGAUACUCAUAGUAGAGAGUCUUCUCUGGAAGUUGGUGAUAGCAUAUAUGACCAUCUUUGUCACUUAAUAGAUCCAGUAGAACUUGCAGAUUCAGCUUUUGAACAAAUCCAGUACAUUGACCUUGAAGGAGACGAUGAUCUUCUUUCCUCCCUGAAAGAAUAUUUUAAGGAAAAUCAGGAAAGUCAUAGUAAAAAUGAGUUAGAUAAAGAUGCAGCUUCGCAGGAAGUGAUUAUUGCAGUAAAUAGGGAUGAAAGAUCAUCCCUAGAUAAGUUAGACUACAUAGGCCAGGAAAGUAAAUCAGAAAAUACCACCUCUUUUGUUGGGACUCCUGAAAGCGUACAGUUUCAAAAAGAACCAAACUCAGCUGCCUUCAUGAGUAAUAGUGCACCCAGCCAGUUAGACAGCUUUGUGAGAACAAAAACUUCUGAAAAAUGUAAACAACUAAACAAUGAUAAACAGUCAUCGGAGCCUAGUUCAGGUAGCCCUUUUGAUAAAGAAAAGAGGAAACAUCUGUAUAGACAAGCAGCCACAGAAUUAGAUGCCUGUAUAGAUAUAACACUAGCUGAAAAGGUUAAGGGUGUGCAAAUUAAUGAGAGAAUCACUGUCCCACAUGUUUUACAUGCCAAGAAAACUACACUAAAAGCACCUGUUAACCGUAGAGUGCCUCAUGUUACAAGCACUGGCAAGCUUUCUCCAACUAAAAGGAGCUUGUCUGAAACAGUAACUCAUAGAGCCAAAAUCAUGAAAAUUGCUACUAAAAAACGAAAUAGUGUUCAUGUUACUUUUAGACCAUCUACUGAGUCAGUUCAGUUUUAUAAUCCUCUGGAAAACAAAGAGGCUCCAUGGAAGAUGAGACUGCGGAAGCUCAGUGGCUUUAGUAGUACCAGCAAUAGCAGCAUCAGCAGCCCCCACACCAGCUCGAACAGCGUUACAGAGCUAGUAAAACCUGGUGUGUACCGGCCUCUAGAUACGGCAUCAGUAAGUAGUAAAACAGUUAAGGAAUCUGCAGAGAUUCCCACCGCCAUAUUACAAAAAGAAGGAAUUGCAAGUAAUCAGUUAGGUAGUCGUAGUACUAUUAAGUCAUCAAGUCAAGAGACAGGACUACAGCAGGGCUCCCUGGGUGGCGUUUAUAAAACUGUUGUACAUGCUCUUUCGAAGCCGAAGGCAAAUGUUUCCCCACAGAGGCAGAACAGAAUGCCACCAGAGGCUCCACUGAGGGAUCUGUACAGUCAUGUAAUGGGCUAUUUUGGAAGGAAAGCUGCAGUCAAUAAAGAGGACAUGAGCACAAAACUGCCCCCUCUUAAUAGUGAUAUUGGCAGCAGCAAUGCUAAUGUUCCUGAUCUGAUGGAUGAGUUUAUAGCAGAACGACUUCGAAGUGGUAAUGCCUCAACUAUGACAAGAAGAGGAAGUAGUCCAGGUAGCCUCGAAAUUCCCAAAGACCUCCCUGAUAUUCUAAACAAGCAGAACCAGAUGCGCCCCAUUGAUGACCCAGGUGUGCCCUCAGAAUGGACUUCUCCUGCCAGUGCAGGAAGCAGUGAUCUUAUCAGCUCAGAUAGUCAUUCUGAUUCUUUCAGCGCUUUCCAGUAUGAUGGCCGAAAAUUUGACAAUUUUGGCUUUGGAACUGAUACUGGCAAUGCACCCUCUGCUGAUGUGGAUUCAGGUUCUGGCCAUUAUCAGAGUGCUGAAGAGCAAGAAGUGGCUAGUCUAACCACACUUCACAUCGAUUCGGAAACAAGCAGUCUUAAUCAACAAGCUUUUUGUACUGAAGUUGCAACGGUUACUGGUUCAGAAAGUGCCUCUCCGGUCCAUUCAGCUCUGGGAUCCAGGUCACAGACACCUUCUCCUUCCACACUGAAUAUAGAUCACAUGGAACAGAAGGAUCUACAGCUCGAUGAGAAGCUCCACCACUCUGUUCUUCAGACGCCAGAUGACCUAGAAAUCAGUGAAUUUCCAUCUGAAUGCUGUAGUGUGAUGGCAGGGGGCACUCUCACAGGAUGGCAUGCUGAUGUUGCUACUGUAAUGUGGCGAAGAAUGCUAGGUAUUUUGGGAGAUGUCAACGCUAUUAUGGAUCCUGAAAUACAUGCUCAAGUUUUUGAUUACCUCUGUGAACUUUGGCAGAAUCUAGCUAAGAUUAGAGAUAACCUUGGCAUUUCAACUGAUAACCUGACCUCCCCUUCUCCACCUGUUUUGAUUCCUCCACUGAGAAUUCUUACACCUUGGCUUUUCAAGGCAACGAUGUUAACUGAUAAAUAUAAACAAGGUAAAUUACAUGCCUAUAAACUUAUUUGUAAUACAAUGAAAAGAAGACAAGAUGUUUCUCCAAAUAGAGAUUUUCUAACACAUUUCUACAAUAUAAUGCAUUGUGGAUUACUUCAUAUUGAUCAGGAUAUUGUCAAUACAAUCAUCAAGCACUGCUCACCUCAAUUUUUUUCACUUGGUUUGCCUGGUGCCACAAUGCUUAUUAUGGAUUUUAUUGUAGCAGCUGGUAGAGUGGCUUCUUCAGCUUUUCUCAAUGCACCAAGAGUGGAAGCACAAGUUCUUUUGGGAUCUUUGGUUUGCUUUCCCAACUUAUAUUGUGAACUGCCUGCUCUCCAUCCCAGCAUUCCUGAUGUUGCUGUGUCUCAAUUUACAGAUGUUAAGGAACUUAUAAUCAAAACUGUAUUAAGCUCAGCAAGAGAUGAGCCCUCUGGUCCUGCACGAUGUGUAGCACUUUGCAGUUUAGGUAUUUGGAUUUGUGAAGAACUAGUCCAUGAGUCUCAUCAUCCUCAAAUUAAGGAAGCUCUGAAUGUAAUUUGUGUUUCCUUAAAGUUUACUAAUAAAACAGUCGCCCAUGUAGCUUGUAACAUGCUUCACAUGCUGGUUCAUUACGUACCUAGACUUCAGAUUUACCAGCCUGAUUCUCCCUUGAAGAUUAUUCAAAUUCUAAUAGCCACUAUUACCCAUCUUUUGCCAAGUACAGAAGCUUCGUCUUAUGAAAUGGACAAGAGGUUGGUGGUAUGCUUACUUCUCUGCCUUCUGGACUGGAUCAUGGCCUUACCUCUAAAGACUCUGCUCCAACCAGUCCAUGCUACAGGAGCAGAAAAUGAUAAAAUAGAAAAAUCUGUCCUCAACUGUAUUUAUAAGGUAUUACACGGAUGUGUUUAUGGAUCUCAGUGUUUUAGCAAUCCAAGGUAUUUUCCAGUAAGCCUCUCUGAUUUGGCAUCUGUUGAUUAUGAUCCUUUUAUGCAUUUGGAAAGCCUAAAAGAGCCUGAACCUCUGCACUCUCCUGAUUCGGAACGAUCUUCUAAACUCCAGCCAGUAACAGAAGUGAAAACUCAGAUGCAACACGGAUUAAUCUCUAUAGCUGCCCGCACUGUUAUAACACAUCUGGUAAAUCACUUGGGCCAUUAUCCAAUGAGUGGUGGUCCUGCUAUGUUAACAAGUCAGGUGUGUGAAAAUCACGACAAUCAUUACAGUGAAAGUACUGAACUUUCUCCUGAACUCUUUGAGAGUCCAAAUAUUCAGUUCUUUGUGUUGAACAAUACCACCUUAGUGUCCUGUAUCCAGAUCAGAUCUGAAGAGAGUAUACCUGGAGGAGGUUUAUCUGCUGGCCUUGCAUCAGCCAAUUCAAAUGUCAGGAUUAUAGUACGUGAUCUUUCUGGAAAAUAUUCAUGGGAUUCUGCCAUCCUGUAUGGACCACCUCUUGUAAGUGGUUUGUCAGAACCUACAUCUCUCAUCCUUUCAUUGUCUCGCCAAGAGAAGCCAGAAGAGUCUUCUACAUCUAAUGAAUGCUUAGAAGAUAUAACAGUUAAAGAUGGGAUUUCCCUCCAGUUUAAAAGAAGAUUUAGAGAAACUGUACCAACUUGGGAUACAAUAAGAGAGGAAGAAGAUGUUCUUGACGAGCUUUUGCAGUAUUUAGGUGUAACUAGUCCUGAGUGCUUACAGAGAACUGGAGUCUCACUUAAUAUUCCUGCUCCACAGCCUGUGUGCAUUUCUGAAAAACAGGAAAAUGAUGUUAUUAAUGCUAUCCUUAAGCAGCAUACAGAGGAAAAAGAAUUUGUUGAGAAACACUUUAAUGACUUAAACAUGAAAGCUGUGGAGCAAGAUGAGCCAACACCUCAGAAACCUCAGUCAGCAUUUUAUUAUUGCAGAUUGCUUCUUAGUAUAUUGGGAAUGAAUUCCUGGGACAAAAGGAGGAGCUUUCAUCUCCUGAAGAAAAACGAAAAACUACUUAGAGAACUUAGGAACUUGGACUCAAGACAGUGCCGAGAGACGCACAAGAUUGCAGUAUUUUAUGUUGCUGAAGGACAAGAAGACAAACAUUCCAUUCUUACCAAUACAGGAGGAAGUCAAGCAUAUGAAGAUUUUGUAGCUGGUCUUGGUUGGGAGGUAAAUCUUACAAACCAUUGUGGUUUCAUGGGAGGACUACAAAAAAAUAAAAGCACUGGAUUGACCACGCCAUAUUUUGCUACUUCUACAGUUGAAGUAAUAUUUCAUGUAUCAACAAGAAUGCCUUCUGAUUCUGAUGACUCUUUGACCAAAAAAUUGAGACAUUUAGGAAAUGAUGAAGUACACAUUGUUUGGUCAGAGCACACCAGAGACUACAGGAGAGGAAUUAUUCCUACAGAAUUUGGUGAUGUCCUUAUUGUAAUAUACCCAAUGAAAAAUCACAUGUUCAGUAUCCAGAUAAUGAAAAAACCAGAGGUUCCCUUCUUUGGUCCACUUUUUGAUGGUGCUAUUGUGAAUGGAAAGGUCCUACCCAUUAUGGUUCGAGCAACAGCUAUAAAUGCAAGCCGUGCUCUAAAAUCGCUGAUUCCAUUGUAUCAAAACUUCUAUGAGGAGAGAGCGCGGUAUCUGCAAACGAUUGUCCAGCACCAUUUAGAACCAACGACAUUUGAAGAUUUUGCAGCACAGGUUUUUUCUCCAGCUCCCUACCAUCAUUUACCAUCUGAUGCUGGCUCCUACCCAGAGAUUCUACCCAGUGAAACUCCCACAGCAACGCAGAUAGACGGGGCUGACCUGGCCUCUCCAAUGUCUCCUCGAACUAGCAAAAGCCGCAUGUCCAUGAAGCUGCGUCGUUCCUCUGGCUCAGCCAAUAAAUCCUAAGGAGACAGCAGCCCAGCAGUGAUCAGCAGUAGCCACCUUAGUAUGAACAUAGCAUUAACCCUUUCAGGCUUUGUGUUUGCCAUAACGUGCAUGUUCCUUCCUGAACAUUUAUUUUAGAAAACACUGGAUUUAAAUAAUUUGUAACUUAGUAUUUUAGAUUUGGGUUGUUUAUUCGGUUGGUUUUUUCCCCCAUACUCCAAGCUGCCAUACAGGGGGGAGGGGUGGAGUUUUAUUCUACACCCUUUACCUUCCCUAGAUAAUUAUGUCUAAGUAGUUUUACUUUUAAGUUCAUAAUUAACUUUGAGCCAAAAUAUAAUUGGACAGAUAGCCUCAUUAUUUUAUUUAUUGUGCCCCAUUACAACUUUAUGGCUCAGUAAAUAUAUAAUUUUUUUAAUAAAUGUACAUCUUGAAAUUUAAACAUUUGUAAAGUUGUAGCAAAAGUUGCAGAUCUGUUAAUACACAGAUGUGUAUGGAUUAUUUAUGUUAUCAAAAUAAACCACUUAAAAUAAAUGGUCUUUUAGCAUCUCAAGUUCCAGCUGAAAUAAUUUUAGCAUUAACUCUUUCUUCCCUAAGCAAUGUCUCAUUUUUUGGCUGUGCAGGUGAUGCCACAACAUAUCUAAUAACCAGAAAAAUCACUGUGCUGAACUUUGAUUCAUGUUUAGCUUCCACAUAUUUUUCUAAUGUUUUGCUUUUUAAAUGGUAUCACUGUUAAAUGCCAUUUCUGUUUUGAGAUUGUGGCCCCUUACUAUUGGCUGCUGGAUCCUGGUAUAUCUAUGUUCUUUCUUAAGUAUCAAAAAGGGUGGAAUGGGGUGGGGUAGGUAGAAAAAAAGAAAAGGAGAAAACUUUUCUGAUAUAAGUGUGUGGCUUAAAUUAUGUGUAUUAUUUUAAAAGGAAAGGGAACAUGACCCAGGAGUCUAAAUUAAUCUCAUAUUGUUAAUACUGAACUUGCAGGUGCAGGUUGGUAUACAUUCCACCCUCCAGAAGUAUUUUCCUACAGUAGAUAAGCUGCUCAUAUUUUGCUCACAUUUUGUUUUGAACAGGCAUCUCCUAAGGAAAUGUAGCAUGACAUUGGUACUAACUGCAUGUGUAAAUACAUAAUACAGCAAACUAUAAAAUAUAAAUUAUGUAUCAUCAUUCAUGUAGUAUCUACAAAUUUGUAACAGUGGAAAAAAGAUAGUAUUUAAUAAUACAAUAAAAAUAUUCUUAUCA